Messenger RNA from Vicugna pacos (alpaca), 4302 nucleotides. RefSeq names its product sterile alpha and TIR motif containing 1 (gene SARM1). Gene Ontology annotation, biological process: signal transduction; response to axon injury; negative regulation of MyD88-independent toll-like receptor signaling pathway. The record is from RefSeq and is a predicted model, not a curated record. Lineage: Eukaryota; Metazoa; Chordata; Mammalia; Artiodactyla; Camelidae. Gene Ontology annotation, molecular function: protein binding; NAD+ nucleosidase activity; signaling adaptor activity. Gene Ontology annotation, cellular component: dendrite.
GCAGAAUGGAAGCCCACUCUGCUGCUCACAGGCUAUGGGACCUUGGGCAAACUUCUUUACCUGCCUUAGUUCUGAACUAAUCAUGCUUGUCGCACAGGGUGGGAGCUAAAGCAGACAAAAUGCCCAGUGCUUGGAGCACCCCCAACUUCAUUCUCCAUAAAUGGUUAUUGACCCAUGAUCUGUUUGAUCAGACACAUCCCUGGCUGGGUGGCUCCCCCUCCCCAUUGUGUAUUUAGGGCAGUGAAAGUGGGGUAGGAACUAUGCUGGUAAGCACACUGGGGAAAUUUGUUUUUCUUUUGGGUGCAUUGAUUUCCCCAAGCAGGUCUUCAUAGCAUGGUAAGUUGGGUGAAUAUUAACCCCUUAGACUGGAUGUAAUUCCUGAGUCUUCUGCUAAUUUACUGCCCCUCAGCAGGCCACUCCCUAUCGCCCGCCACCCUCAUCCUCCCCAUAGGCCAGUUCCCCACUUUCGGACUCUAGUGAGAACUAGGCUCCCUCUAUCCAGAAAAUGCUCACUGGCACAGAAUGCUUGAUUUUGUGCUCACUUUCAGGAGUCCAGAGACCUCUGGAAGUCCUCCCAUCACCUGGAGGAAGUGAUCCUCAGAGACUCCGCUGCCUUUUUCUGUUCUAUAAUCAGAAGACAGUGUGAUUUCGGGCAAUCUUUUCUCUAUGGGCUUCAGUCCGUUCGGCUGUGAAAUGGGAGCACUAAUUCCUACCUCUUAGGAAUGUUUUAAGGCCUGAGAAACAGGCAUAAAGGGCCUCAAAAAUUGUUAUUAUUACUGCAUUAACCACUAGUAAGGCAGGGGCACCCAACCGUGUUGCCCUCACAUGCCAGUCACCAGGGUAAAAUGGAGGCAGUUCUUUCGCUCUCCACUCCUUCCCCCUGCAUCCAGCGGAAGGGAUGGGGGAAUGCGACUGGAGGAAGAGGCCUGGCCGGGGUGUGGGCGUGCCUGGGAAAGGCUGGGUGUGGGGCUACGCAGGCGGCAACCGGGAGCCCUGCGAGACCAAGAGGCGGGGCGUCUGCUCCGGCCAGUGGCUUCUCAGGGGCGGGGCUGCUGCAGAGCGUUUCUGCGAACCCAUCCCGAACUGGAGCCGCUUUGUUCUGGUUGCUGCCUCCUAGACCCUCCCGCGCCUGGGUCCAUUCCUCUCCUCCCCGCUUCCUCCUAUCGCCUAGCCCCUGCAUCUGGGCCUGCAUCCCCUUCCACAACCGCUUCGUCCCAGAUCCUGCCCUCACCCCUCCCCCAAAUUUCUGGUCAGUGCCCUUGCCUGGUACCCUUCUCUCCACCCUCCCUCCAGCAUCUUCCCCCUGGUCCCCUCUUGGGUCCCCUUCUUCCCAAGUUCUGGGUCGCUUUUCCCGGCCCCGCCCCUUCAGGCUGGGCAUGUCCCCAGCAACCCCGCGCCCAUGGUCCUGACGCUGCUUCUCUCCGCCUACAAGCUGUGCCGCUAUUUCGCCAUGUCGGGCCCACGGCCCGGCGCUGAGCGGCUAGGGGUGCCGGGGCCGGACGGCGGUGGCGGCGCUGGCCCAUGGUGGGCCGCGGGCGGUCGUGGUCCCCGCGAGGUGUCGCCCGGGGCGGGCACUGAGGUGCAGGGCGCCCUGGAGCGCACGCUGCCCGAACUGCAGCAGGCGCUGUCGGCGCUGAAGCAGGCGGGCAGCGUGCGGGCGGUGGGCGCCGGCCUGGCCGAGGUCUUCCAGCUGGUGGAGGAGGCCUGGCUGCUGCCGGCCAUGGGCCGCGAGGUAGCCCAGGGUCUGUGCGACGCCAUCCGCCUGGAUGGAGGCCUAGACCUGCUGCUGCGGCUGCUCCAGGCGCCGGAGCUGGAGACGCGCGUGCAGGCCGCCCGCCUGCUGGAGCAGAUCCUGGUGGCUGACAACAGGGACCGCGUGGCGCGCAUCGGGCUAGGCGUGAUCCUGAACCUGGCAAAGGAGCGCGAGCCAGUGGAGCUGGCUCGGAGCGUGGCAGGCAUCUUGGAGCACAUGUUCAAGCACUCGGAGGAGACGUGCCAGCGGCUGGUGGCAGCCGGCGGCCUGGACGCGGUGCUCUACUGGUGCCGCCGCACGGACCCGGCGCUGCUCCGCCACUGUGCGCUGGCGCUAGCCAACUGUGCGCUGCACGGGGGCCAGGCGGUGCAGCGGCGCAUGGUAGAGAAGCGCGCCGCCGAGUGGCUCUUCCCACUCGCCUUCUCCAAGGAGGACGAGCUGCUGCGACUGCACGCCUGCCUCGCCGUGGCGGUGCUGGCCACCAACAAGGAGGUGGAGCGCGAGGUGGAGCGCUCCGGCACGCUGGCCCUCGUGGAGCCGCUCGUGGCCUCGCUGGACCCCGGCCGCUUCGCCCGCUGCCUGGUGGAUGCCAGCGACACCAGCCAGGGCCGCGGGCCAGACGACCUGCAGCGCCUCGUGCCACUGCUCGACUCGUCGCGCUUGGAGGCUCAGUGCAUCGGGGCUUUCUAUCUCUGUGCCGAGGCUGCCAUCAAGAGUCUGCAGGGCAAGACCAAGGUAUUCAGCGACAUAGGUGCCAUCCAAAGCCUGAAACGCCUCGUCUCCUACUCCACUAAUGGCACGACGUCGGCGCUGGCCAAGCGCGCGCUGCGCCUUUUGGGCGAGGAGGUGCCGCGGCCCAUCCUGCCCUGCGUGGCCAGCUGGAAGGAGGCCGAGGUCCAGACGUGGCUGCAGCAGAUCGGCUUCUCCCAGUACUGCGAGAGCUUCCGGGAGCAGCAGGUAGAUGGAGACCUGCUUCUGCGGCUUACGGAGGAGGAACUCCAGACCGACUUGGGCAUGAAGUCGGGCAUCACCCGAAAGAGAUUCUUCAGGGAGCUCACGGAGCUUAAGACCUUCGCCAACUACGCUACGUGCGACCGCAGCAACCUGGCUGACUGGCUGGGCAGCCUGGACCCGCGCUUCCGCCAGUACACAUACGGCCUGGUCAGCUGUGGCCUAGACCGUUCCCUGCUGCACCGCGUGUCUGAGCAGCAGCUCCUGGAGGACUGUGGCAUCCGCCUGGGCGUGCACCGCGCCCGCAUCCUCACGGCUGCCAGAGAAAUGCUACACUCCCCACUGCCCUGCACGGGCUGCAAGCCCAGCGGGGACACUCCAGAUGUCUUCAUCAGCUACCGCCGUAACUCGGGCUCCCAGCUGGCCAGCCUCCUGAAGGUGCACCUGCAGCUACACGGCUUCAGUGUCUUCAUUGAUGUGGAGAAGCUGGAAGCGGGCAAGUUUGAAGACAAGCUCAUCAAGAGUGUCACGGAUGCCCGCAACUUUGUGCUGGUUUUGUCAGCUGGGGCCCUGGACAAGUGCAUGCAGGACCAUGACUGCAAGGACUGGGUGCAUAAGGAGAUUGUGACUGCUUUGAGCUGUGGCAAGAACAUCGUGCCUGUCAUUGAUGGCUUCGAGUGGCCAGAGCCCCAGGCCCUGCCUGAGGACAUGCAGGCUGUGCUCAGCUUCAACGGCAUCAAGUGGUCCCAUGAGUACCAGGAGGCCACCAUUGAGAAGAUCAUCCGCUUCCUGCAGGGCCGCUCCUCCCGGGACUCGUCUGCAGGCUCCGACACCAGUCUGGAGGGUGCUGUACCCCUGGGCCCAACUUAACCAGUCCCUAGUUCCCAAGCCCUGCCAUGACCCCCAUUUCCAUCAUCCUCCCCACCCCCCAAUGGAACAACUCAGACUGUCCUCCCUGGGCUGAGACAGCCUGGGCUUUUCUCAGGAAAUGGCUCCCUAUCUCCUCACCCUCAUGGUCCACCUCAAACCCAGCUUCCUCUGGAAAGGGAAGGGAAGCCAGGCAUUGGGGGUGCUAAGACCUCCCUAGGCCCUGCCACCAGGUCCUGUCUCUGUUAUGGGUCACUGCUCAGUUCUGGAGACCCUGGAGACUGAGGGUUUGCUGCACACUACGCUUCUCCUGCCCUGACAGCAGCCAGCUUGAGUAGAGUGAAGGUAGGCAGCCUCAGACAGGCAUUAAUACAGUGCCCAAUGCUCUCCGCCCCGCAAGGGCCUGGGCCUGGGAGCCAGCCAGGGAUGAGUCCAGCCAUGGCUCUCCACCCAGACAGCUCCUGGCCCCUGGGCUCACCACUUCUUUGCACCCCGUGGCCUUGCCCUAUAACCACUCAGUGUCCUUAGCUGGCCUGGCCCCUCUCCCAGCCUUCCUGACGUGUGGCCUCCUUCGCCACACCUGGGUCAGGGCCAGGCUGAGCCAGCCUGUACUGGUCUCACUGGUCUGCAGCUGCGGCCUACACUCACUGGUACAUGGGAGUCCCCUGUUUGGGUCUGAGCAGGGGAGGCCAUGUCUCAAAGGGCAGCUAGCCCCCUUACCUAUGCCUUGG